Impatiens glandulifera is the source of this 3019-nucleotide messenger RNA. Its product is annotated as probable methyltransferase PMT26. The record is from RefSeq and is a predicted model, not a curated record. Gene Ontology annotation, molecular function: methyltransferase activity. The transcript has 9 exons. Lineage: Eukaryota; Viridiplantae; Streptophyta; Magnoliopsida; Ericales; Balsaminaceae. Bases 351 to 2732 code for a protein of 793 amino acids. Gene Ontology annotation, cellular component: cytoplasm; trans-Golgi network; endosome.
CUCCCUCUCUCGUUCAUUCGUCUGAGCGAAUUCACAGCUUUCUUUUGUGGUCGUCUCUCUUUCUCUUUGCACUAAACUUCCCCCCUCUUCCAUUCACAAAGCACCAUCCUUCCAUAUUCGCAAACUAAAGAAAUGAUUUUAUCAUACAAUCCGGUUCAUGUAGAGUACAAUAUAUCUUGUUACGUAUCCAUCCAUACAGAUCAUAAGUCCCAUCUACCCACUUCUUCUUCUUCACGUAUACAGGAAUGCAGAAUUUUGAGAAUGGAUCAAUGACCAUUGUCGUUCGUGGGUAUUUCUCAGUUUUGUGCCUUGUAUAGAGUUGCCUAUUUCAUCCGGUAAGAUAAGUGAGCAUGGCAUUAGGAAAGUAUUCAAGAGUUGAUGGAAAAAAAACAUCGUCAAGUUACUGGUCUACAGCGAUAAUCCUAGUGUUUGUUGCCCUUUGUUUAGUUGGAGUAUGGAUGAUAACAUCAUCAUCUUUAGGUCCUCCCCAAAGUGGUGAUCUUCAGGACAACAGAGAUGAAUUCAAGGAUCAAGUAACUGAUAUGAGGCAGGCCCCUAUUGGCAAUGACUAUGUGCAACAAUUUGAGGAUAACAAUGGUGAUUUGUCUGAGGAUGCAACAAAAAAUGACCAAUCUCAAUCAGGAAACAAUGAUUCUCAGGAUAGAUCCACUCAGAAUCCUGCAGAAGACAACCAAGAAGAAAAAGCAGCAGAGGAGAGUGCAGAGAAUGACUUGCAGUCAGAAAAUACACCCAAGAUAGGGAAUGAAAGUCUAAAAGAAGAUGAGGGUUCCAAACCAGAAAAGGCAAAUGAUGUUCAGCCGAAACAAAACCAAGAUUUCAGUUCAAGUAACUCCAAGACAACUGAAGAGGGUAGUAUUAAAGACAACAAGUCAAAUACAGACGAAAAUAUCAGUGAAGGGAAAGAUCAGAAUAAUGUUGAUGAGAAAACAACAGAGGUGAAGGUAGAUGAAACUAAAGUUCAGUCUCCAGGGGCCCAGCCCGAGCUUUUAAAUGAAACCAAUAUUCAAAAUUCAUUGUUAACCCAGGCAAAAGAGACUAACAAUGAGAAAGAACAAGGCUCAACUGAAUCCAACAACGUAGUACAAAGUAAAUAUAAAUGGAAACGAUGCAAUGUCACUUCUGGCUCAGAUUACAUACCUUGUCUUGAUAACUAUGAAGCAAUUAAGCACCUUAAAACAACAAAGCAUUAUGAGCAUAGGGAAAGACAUUGUCCAGAAGAUCCUCCAACAUGCCUUGUUUCUCUUCCUGAAGGAUACAAGAAAUCCAUUGAUUGGCCUACUAGUAGGGAAAAGAUAUGGUACAAUAAUGUCCCACACACCAAGCUUGCAGAAGUUAAAGGACAUCAAAACUGGGUGAAAAUGAGUGGAGAUUACCUUACCUUUCCUGGUGGUGGAACCCAGUUUAAGAAUGGCGCUCUUCAUUACAUUGAUUUCAUCCAACAGUCUGUACCUGAUAUUGCCUGGGGAAGGCAAUCAAGAGUUGUAUUGGAUGUUGGAUGCGGUGUUGCUAGCUUUGGAGGAUUUCUAUUUGAAAGAGAUGUGAUUACUAUGUCAUUGGCUCCAAAAGAUGAACAUGAAGCUCAAGUUCAGUUUGCACUCGAAAGAGGAAUCCCUGCUCUAUCUGCUGUAAUGGGGACCAAACGACUUCCAUUCCCAGCCAGAGCGUUUGAUGUUGUCCACUGUGCUCGUUGCAGGGUCCCCUGGCAUAUUGAAGGUGGUAAACUCUUGCUUGAGCUUAACCGACUGCUUCGGCCUGGUGGCUACUUUGUGUGGUCCGCUACUCCAGUGUAUGAGAAACUGGAAGAAGAUGUUCAGAUUUGGGAAGCAAUGAAAAAGCUAACAAAUGCAAUGUGCUGGGAACUUGUCUCCAAAACUAAGGAUAGACUCAACGGUGUAGGUAUAGCAAUAUACCAGAAACCUUCAUCAAACGAAUGUUAUGAACAAAGAUCGGAACCUGAACCAGCUCUCUGCUACGACUCCGAUGAUCCAAAUGCAGCCUGGAAUGUUCCUUUUCAACCAUGUAUUAACAAAGUGCCUGUUGAUGCAACGGUACAAGGGUCUCAAUGGCCACAGAGAUGGCCAGCAAGGUUAACCAAGCCUCCUUAUUGGUUAUUGAGUUCUCAAAUUGGAUUUUAUGGAAAACCCGAACCUGAGGAUUUCACUGCUGACUUUGAACACUGGAAGAGCGAUGUGAGCAUGUCAUAUAUUAGUGGUAUGGGGAUUAACUGGUCAUCUGUCAGGAAUGUCAUGGAUAUGAGAGCUGUAUAUGGAGGGUUUGCUGCUGCUCUGAGGGACUUGAACGUGUGGGUCAUGAAUGUAGUCCCUAUCGACUCCCCAGACACACUUCCUAUAAUAUACGAACGAGGUUUAUUUGGAAUAUAUCAUGAUUGGUGUGAGUCAUUUAGUACAUAUCCAAGGUCUUAUGAUCUUCUUCAUGCUGACCAUAUUUUCUCCAGGAUUAAGAAAAAAUGCAACCUCAUGGCAUUGGUUGCUGAGGCGGAUCGCAUUCUUAGACCAUAUGGAAAGUUGAUUGUACGCGAUCAUGAUGAUGUUAUUAGCGAGCUCGAGAGUAUAUUUAAAUCAAUGAGAUGGGAUAUCCGUUUUGCGUUCUCUAAGGAUAAGGAAGGAAUACUCAGUGUUCAGAAAGGCAUGUGGCGACCCACAGAGGUUGAGACGGUUACAUAUGCAAUAAGCAACAAACCCUUGAAUUAAGCAUAAAUUGACUCGCGCAAUGGGAAGGAAUUGGUAAACAAAUUAAUUAUGUUUCAUUUGUUUUGCCCACUUAAAAAGUUCUUCAUCAUCCAAUCUUCAAUGCUGCAAAAUUAGAUUCUUGUCAUUUUUUUAGUUCAUUCAUUCUCUUGGAAGUAAUGUUUAGAUGGUUAAUGUGCAGUAUUUGAUUAUUGUUAAUUGAGAAAUAUAUAAUACCCCCAACUAUAAUCUUUUUAAUGACCACACACAUAUAUGGCAAAAAAUAUGAGACAAUUUUAAUAAAUAAAUUA